GGAAGAAUUUCUUUCACACCCAGGACUUUGGAGGGGUCAGAGAGAGCACUCCAUGCACUGAAGCAUAACGCUGAUGCUCUCCUGCUGCUCUGUGAGGAUGCCACUGUUUGCCGUGGGUUUUCUGCUAGUGAUCCUUCAGCCGUCCACCGCGCAGUUCCCCAGAGCCUGUGCAAACGCACAGAGCUUGCUGAGGAAGGAGUGCUGUCCCCCCUGGGAUGGAGACGGAUCUCCUUGUGGGGAGCUUUCCAGCAGAGGGUCCUGCCAAAACAUUCUUCUCUCUCAGGCUCCGCUGGGACCACAGUUCCCUUUCUCAGGAGUGGAUGACAGAGAGGACUGGCCCUCUGUGUUUUACAACCGGACGUGUAAAUGUGAAGGCAACUUCAUGGGAUUCAACUGUGGGGAGUGCAAGUUUGGUUUCUCAGGACUCAAUUGCACUGAAAGGCGACUGAGAACAAGAAGAAACAUCUUCCAGCUCACCACCAGUGAGAAGGACAAGUUUCUUGCCUACCUUAACUUGGCAAAGAAUACACCUAGCCAGGACUAUGUUAUUGCUACAGGCACGUACACUCAGAUGAACAGCGGCUCCAACCCCAUGUUCAGAAACAUCAACGUAUAUGAUCUCUUUGUGUGGAUGCACUAUUAUGCCUCUAGAGACACUCUCUUAGGUGGAUCCAAUGUGUGGCGGGACAUUGAUUUUGCCCAUGAAGCCCCUGGUUUUCUGCCUUGGCAUCGGGUCUUUCUGCUGAUGUGGGAACGCGAGAUCCAGAAGAUAACAGGUGAUGAGAACUUUACCAUCCCCUACUGGGACUGGCGAGAUGCAGAAGACUGUGUGGUCUGCACUGAUGAAUACAUGGGUGGUAGACAUCCCACCAACCCUAACUUACUCAGUCCAGCAUCAUUUUUCUCCUCAUGGCAG
Molecule: messenger RNA, 916 nt
Organism: Cariama cristata (Red-legged seriema)
Lineage: Eukaryota; Metazoa; Chordata; Aves; Cariamiformes; Cariamidae
Gene: TYR
Product: tyrosinase
Exons: 1
Biological process (GO): pigmentation; melanin biosynthetic process
Molecular function (GO): tyrosinase activity
Source: RefSeq, a predicted model, not a curated record